Molecule: messenger RNA, 515 nt
Organism: Rotaria sordida
Lineage: Eukaryota; Metazoa; Rotifera; Eurotatoria; Philodinida; Philodinidae
Source: the annotation of a GenBank genome assembly
AUGCAUACAGUUUUUCGAAUUAGUGAAAUUCGAAAAAUUGACAAAAAUCGUCCACUUUAUGAAGUGGAUCUUAAACUUACGUCGGAUGAUGACCAACAACUUCGUCGAUUAACCGACCGUAUACGAGAAGAAUCAUCAAGUAGCACUGGAUGGUAUCGCAUGGAUCAUCCUUCAUUGGCUACUUCCUACAACAACAUCGGUGCAAUGUAUAAGAACAUGGGUGACUACUCGAAAGCACUUGAAUUUUACGAAAAAGCACAUCAAAUCUACGAAAAAGCUCUGCCUCCAAAUCAUCCCAAUUUGGCUAUUUCCUACGGCAACAUCGGUCAAGUGUAUAACAACUUGGGUGACUACUCGAAAGCACUUGAAUUUUACGAAAAAUCACAUAAAAUCUACGAAAAAGCUCUGCCUCCGAAUCAUCCUUCAUUGGCUACUUCCUACAAUAACAUCGGUCAGGUGUAUAACAACAUGGGUGACUACGCAAAAGCACUUGAAUUUUACGAAAAAGCACAUAA